Molecule: messenger RNA, 606 nt
Organism: Helobdella robusta
Lineage: Eukaryota; Metazoa; Annelida; Clitellata; Rhynchobdellida; Glossiphoniidae
Exons: 4
Coding region: 1-606 (201 amino acids)
Source: RefSeq, a predicted model, not a curated record
AUGUCGGAAAGUUAUCUGCAUUUAAUGAGGGUGAACAUACGUCCGUAUGCCUACAUCAAGGAUGUGAUAUCCGGAUGCUGGCGCAAUAUUCAGGACGGCAUUAGAGACAAGGGGACCAUCGUUUACGGAUUCAAAGUUAUCGGCGAGAAUUGCCUUGUUUUCAAUGGAGGCAUCGAAGAAGCCCUAGAGUCAAUGAACUCUGCAUAUGGUGAACAGAUUGAAGUAUCUUGCCAACCACUUCGCUCCUAUGAAACUUUUGCAGAACACGUCCUCGGAGUUGAGAAGACCAUUGCUCUCCCUUCAACUUCCAAACUAUCAGCCAAUGGUGGACAGUUGUUUUGGCUGGAGUUCAAUAUUGACUACCAAAAUGUAGAACUGUCAAGUUUCUUGAGCACAUGGAAAGCAGAAGCCCUGACAGAAUUUAAUUUGAGGAACAAUGGCAAGAUGGAGUUGGAAGUCUACAAAACUGUCGGAAAAAGACAGAUUCACCUAUUUGUAAAACUAUCAAGCUGCGACCUACUCGACGAUAUAGUCUUCACCCUACCACUCAUCAAAGAAUUAGGCAACCAAAUUGAAAUUCGAUCGAAAUCGAUUACUAAAUUAUAA